Messenger RNA from Histoplasma mississippiense, 2916 nucleotides. RefSeq lists its product with no specific name. The record is from RefSeq and is a predicted model, not a curated record. The transcript is spliced from 10 exons. Bases 1 to 2916 code for a protein of 971 amino acids. Gene Ontology annotation, molecular function: hydrolase activity. NCBI's taxonomy places the organism in Eukaryota, Fungi, Ascomycota, Eurotiomycetes, Onygenales, Ajellomycetaceae.
AUGCGGGUUUCUGUCUCUUCCAACUCCAUGAUGUUUCACUCGAUAAUAGUACCGAUGCAAGACCCUGUCGCAGAUCAUGAAUUCUUCCAAAUCUACACAGAGGCAGAUGUCGCAAUCCAUUGUGGUGAUCUCACAGAAGGGUCUACAUUGGAGGAAUUCCACUCCGCCAUCAAACUCCUAACAGAUCUCAAAGCACCCCUCAAGCUUGUCAUUCCAGGAAACCAUGAUUUCACUUUGGAUAUCCCUUUAUUCAAGAAGAGAGUGGAGCUCCAGCUCAAAUAUCUUGAUGCAGCACUAAUCAAGCGAGCGUACGGAGACUUCGGAGAAGCAAGGCAGCUUUUUAACAGCGACGCCGCCACAUCAGCAGGCAUCGUAUUCCUUGAGGAAGGAACACAUAGCUUUGACCUCAGAAACGGCGCAUCGCUGACUGUCUUCGCCAGCCCCUCGACACCGUCACAAGGAGGAGGCUGGGCUUUUCAAUAUCCUCUCCGGUCGGGACAUACAUUUGAAAUCAGCAAUACCGUCGACUUGGUCAUGACGCAUGGGCCGCCAAAGGGCAUCCUGGAUCACACGUUAUCAGGUGAUAGUGCGGGCAGCACACUCGUCUUUGAAGCCCUUGCCCGCGCCCGACCACGGCUACACUGUUUCGGGCACAUCCAUGAACGCUGGGGUGCGAAGCUGGUUACAUGGGCGCCGGCAGAUCAGAUGAGCGCGGCCUCGUCAUAUUCCGCUGAUAUCGAUGAAGCGCGGUCUGUUUUGGUGGCAGAUUUGUCGACGCUACGAGGGGGAUCGGGAUUAGAGCAUGAUGGACAACAUAGUCAAGCGGGAAAGGCGGAUAAUGAUUCGGGGAAGCGCUCCGAAACGUGUCAUGCAACCAGUCAUUGUUCUGGAGAUACCCAUUCUAUCGAAGCUGGCUCGCGAACACUCUUUGUAAAUGCAUCCAUCAAGGGCGUGGAUGAGGAUUAUCCAUUACACUUGCCAUGGUCCCCGGAAGAGCCGCCAGAACUGAGACCAAAACGUACAGAUCUGUACAGAUGUACAGUACAAGGGCGCUCUCACAGUCCUCUCAUUGGAGCCUCCCAAGCCAGCCAUCAGCACACCUGCGUCAUGGCUCGGUGCAUAGUUAGUGAAAAUAUUGCAUUACAUACAAAAAUAACCAUCUCAUCUGCAGAUACUAUGCCAUCGAUAGCUAUCAUAUCACCGAUAGGACGGCCGAAAUUGGAGGAUCUGCAUCAAUCCAUGAUGAAGCUGGAAUGUUCCCGAAAAGGGAAUAUUGCAUUUGAGCUAUAUCACGUGAUAUCGCGAUCUCAAAAACGCCUGGACGCGUCUGAACGAUGGAAAACCGCCGCAACGUCAAGAUAUCUGCCAGCUAGCUUGUCACCAAACAAUGUCAACCAGCCACAGCAGCUCCGCUUCAAUUCCUUCUCCCAGCGCAUUGUGAGAGAUGGUAAAGUGAUUGUGACAAAUUCAGAUGAGGAUACGGACUCUCUCUCAGAUAUAGAAUCGGCAGAAGAUCUAUUAGCCCGAUUUCUAAAACCUCCAGCCUCAGUGCGGCCUCUUUCCUCAUCGUCCCACUCUCCCCGACAUGGUAGGGACAAUACCGACGCCGGGCGCCCUACCAAACUUCAACAGCUUCUCUCAGGUCGCAGCUCUCUAAAAUUCAAUGACCGCAAAGAUUUGCCGAAGUAUCAAUUUUCUCUGGACACACUUGUCGCAGACGCAGCCAAUGAUAAAGCGACCGAAGCCAAAGUUGCAAAAAUAAAGCAGGGCCUGCUGCCAAAAGUGCAACCCGAAAGGUGCCGUGGUAUCCUGCGUGCUGAUCUACUAGCUGCAGCUGUCGAGGAUGAGACGGAUACCAAAGGGAUUCAGCGACUGAAGGAUGCGGUUGAGCGGACAGAAACGUUCGCGACAAGGAAGAUCUGGCUGUUCUUUGAAGAAAACACGCCAGUUGAACCAUAUCCGAGGUUUCCUUCGGGGUGGAUACAGCCUGCGUCGUGGGAAUGUAAUCUAGAGGUCCCCACGGGGCAGGAUGGUUACAUGCAAUCGGUAAAUGUCGCAGUAUUGGGGAAUACUGGAAUCGGGAUACUCGAAACCUCCUAUCAGUUCAAUGACGACACCCGGCAACAUGCUCUUAAAAUCAUCCUUCGACUUGCGAUAGACGAGGCAGUCAUGAACGACUGUCUCAUAUGCGCUGAAGUACAAAACUUCAUAACAACCAACUUUGCAAAUCCUAUUACAAUGCCAGAUCAAAUACUUCGAAAUCUCUCUCUACACCUCUUCCAAACCAUAAACGAGGUUGAACUCCAAAACCAACUGAUAAACAAUAUCCUCCCUACCAGCCCUCGCGUUGCCCUCUUCCGCUGCCGCCUCGCCUGGGCGUGGUUCUAUUGCGAUCCUUCCUUCCUCGACAGGCCCAAAAGCCAGCUCUUCGAUCUUCCCAGCCUGACCAAAUACCUCAAACAUGACCUACGCUUCAACACAAACAUGCGCUCCAAUGGAUCCAACGAUCAAUUCAAUUUCUGGGAACUACACGCGCUGACUUCCAUCCUGGACAUAGCCAUCGAUUCCGGCACGACCAUACCCUCAUUCGUAAACAAGAACGGCGACGUAGACAGGGGGGCCGAACAUCAAUUCAACGCCGCCAUAGACGAUUUGGCGGAUUGUAUCAAGGCUAUCUUCUCGGCAAUCAGGGAUUCGGGGGCGUCGCACUUGCGGAGAUCAGAGACGAGGGAGCGGUUGCAAGCGUUGUAUUAUCGCCUUACGUAUGGGGUGCGGACGAGGCCGAGGCCGCCAAAGCAGUGGUUUGUGAAGACGGAAGGGGAGAAGGGAGAGGCAGAUAAGCAUCAAAAAAAGAUACAUGAGUACGGUGUGGUUCAGGAUGCUGGAAAUGGGGCUUUAGGUGCUCUACAGCAUUGA